UCAGGCCGGGCAGAGCGGCUCUUUUGCCCGUGGUCGUCGCAGUGUAUUGUGGGGAGUGGCUGAGGAAGUAAAAUGGCGGACCUGGCUAACGAAGAAAAGCCAGCCAUCGCCCCUCCCAUCUUUGUGUUUCAGAAGGAUAAAGCACAGAAGUCCCUUGCAGAGCAAAAAGGGGUGUCGGACUCGGGCGAGGACCCCCCGGGAGAAGCAGAGCCUCCUCGCCGGCCUGCGGGUCACCCCAAGUCACCAGGGGGGUGCAACUUUGAGGCUCCCGCCCCCCCAGGGGCCGAUUCCCGCAUUCUUCCGGUUCGGCCCGGACUGGCGAGGAGGUCAGCAGAUGGGUCGAGUCCAGAAGACGGGGAAGAGUCCGACCGAGAGGAUGGGAGUUACUGCCCCCCCGUCAAGCGCGAAAGGACCUCUUCCCUCACACAGUUCCCGCCUUCGCAGUCAGUGACAAAGAACAAUGUCUUUAUGCCAUCAAGCUUAUGUGAGCCUUCGGCGGGGAACUCCGACUCUGAGCCAGAGGAAAAAAGCACUGGAUUCAGGUUGAAGCCUCCCACUCUCAUCCAUGGCCAGGCGCCCAGCGCAGGGGUCCCCAGCCAGAAACCGAAGGAACAGCAGAGAAGCGUCCUGCGCCCGGCAGUAUUACAAGCCCCCCAGCCAAAGGCUUUCUCGCAAACAGUUCCAAGCAGCGGGACUAACGGCGUAAGUAUCCCUCCGGAUCCCGUGUCCGCCGUGUCGGAAUCUGCAACAAACGCCGUGCCGAAAAGCCCCGACACAGAGGAGAAGGAGUCCAACAGCACCUCGGAGACAGAGAAGGCCGACCAGAACACGCCACAGUCCUUCGUGUUUGGGCAGAACCUAAGGGACCGUGUGAAGCUAGGGGACGAAGCCGACGGAGCCGCUGACGCACAGAACUCCCGGCUCCCCAACUCGGAGGCACCUCUGGCCACAAACUACUUCCUCCAGUACAUCAGCUCCAGCAUAGAAAACUCUACGCACAGCGCCGAGGCCCCCAGCAACAAGUUUGUGUUUGGCCAGAACAUGAGCGAGAGAGUCUUGAGCCCCCCCAAGUCAAGCGAAGCCAGUACAGACAGCAUCAAGGAGAACGCCGGCGGAGAUUCGGGCUCGGAAUCCUCGUCGCAAGAAGCCACUCCCGAGAAAGCCAACAACAUUUCAGAGUCGCUAGCCGAGUCUGCUGCAGCCUACACGAAGGCAACGGCCAGGAGGUGUCUUCUGGAGAAGGUGGAGGUGAUCACGGGGGAAGAAGCCGAGAGCAACGUUCUACAGAUACAAUGCAAGUUGUUUGUCUUUGAUAAGAACUCCCAGUCUUGGGUCGAAAGAGGCCGGGGACUCCUGAGGCUGAACGACAUGGCUUCCACAGACGACGGGACGCUACAGUCGCGCCUUGUGAUGAGAACGCAAGGCAGCCUUCGGCUAAUCCUGAACACCAAACUGUGGGCUCAGAUGCAAAUUGACAAAGCCAGCGAAAAGAGCAUCCGAAUCACAGCGAUGGACACAGAGGACCAAGGAGUCAAGGUCUUCCUUAUAUCGGCCAGCUCCAAAGACACGGGGCAGCUCUACGCGGCCUUGCACCACCGGAUCCUGGCCUUGCGGAGUCGGGUGGAGCAGGAGCAGGAAGCCAGCAGCGCGGCGCCGGAGCCUGAAGUGACCCAGUCCAACGAGGAAGACAGCGACGACGACGUCCUCGCCCCGUCAGGGUCGCCUGGAAGUGGUCCCACCAACGAAGGGGACGGGCAGACGACAGGCGGCACAUAGCAGCCACGAUCCGCGCCGCCGGCAAGAGCCGCCGCCCCCCACCGACACCACCGCCCACUUUACAGACCCCCCCUCUUGCGGGGCGGGGAGGGACGCCCUCCCUCCGACCAGCUCUUGCUCCGGGCAGCGACGGAAGCGAUCGAGAUUGACGAACUCUGCACAUCCCAGUUCUGGUUUUUUUUUUUUUCUUCUUCUUUUCCCCCUUCCUCCCCCAUCGUGCGUUGGACUUUUGGGGGGGGCGGGGCAGGGGGCGGAUCUGUUGAUUCCAUAUUAAAACGAGAAAACG
Messenger RNA from Lacerta agilis (Sand lizard), 2062 nucleotides. RefSeq names its product RAN binding protein 3 (gene RANBP3). Gene Ontology annotation, biological process: protein export from nucleus. Gene Ontology annotation, cellular component: cytoplasm; nuclear pore. Gene Ontology annotation, molecular function: GTPase activator activity. Bases 73 to 1776 code for a protein of 567 amino acids. Lineage: Eukaryota; Metazoa; Chordata; Lepidosauria; Squamata; Lacertidae. The record is from RefSeq and is a predicted model, not a curated record. The transcript is spliced from 18 exons.